Exophiala spinifera is the source of this 1005-nucleotide messenger RNA. RefSeq lists its product as uncharacterized. The coding region runs from base 1 to 1005 and encodes 334 amino acids. The record is from RefSeq and is a predicted model, not a curated record. Lineage: Eukaryota; Fungi; Ascomycota; Eurotiomycetes; Chaetothyriales; Herpotrichiellaceae. The transcript has a single exon.
AUGAGACUCAUCAAUACCAAUACCUUGCAGCUCGAAGACUUCCCUUCUGGAAAGGUGCCCCCGUAUGCAAUUCUCUCUCAUACUUGGGAAAAUGGAGAAAUCUCCUUUCAGACCUGGUCUUCUCCGUGGCAGUGGCUGUUGCGGACACGAGACAACAAGAUCACGCACGCAUGCCGGCUGGCGAAAUCCUACAAACUAGGGUAUGUCUGGAUAGAUACCUGCUGCAUCGACAAAACGGACAGUGUCGAGCUCGGCGAGGCCAUCAAUUCCAUGUUCAGAUGGUACCAGAAUGCAUCGAUAUGUUUUGUAUACCUGUCAGAUCUACCAGCUGUCGCAGACUUCGAGACGGGUUUUGCAUUCUGCAGAUGGCACACACGCGGGUGGACUCUUCCCGAGUUGAUCGCUCCUAGUAAGGUGGAAUUCUACGAUCAGGAAUGGCACCCUAGAGGCACCAAGCAAAAUCACAAGAGACUCUUGGAAAAGCACACUCGAAUCCCCGCCGCGGUGUUGACGGGGGAACAGCAACUGGAAGCAUGCUCAGUCAGUGACAGGCUGUCAUGGGCAUCAUCUCGUAAGACCACCAAGCCAGAAGAUGCCGCAUAUUGCCUGCUUGGUAUUUUCGGCGUGCACAUGCCAUUGAUAUACGGAGAAGGCCACGAAGCUUUCUAUAGGCUCCAAGAAACUAUCAAACGCAAAUAUCAGCAUAAGUCGGAGUCGACCUCUCUAAGAGCCAGGCAACAGCAACAAAUGGCUAUCCAAUGGCCAGCACAUGCCCCCCAUACCUUGACCUUGCGCGUGCCGUCGGAAUUGGUGAUUUCUCGCUACAAAUCGGACUCUUACCCAUCAAAUCUCUUGGACUCGAAGAAUAACUUCGCACAGCCUGCAAUCCACAGAGAUCGGCUGCAAGAUGCAAUGUCGCAGCUCUGCACCGACGAUCCGUUUUCUGUGAAGAUUGGAUUUGCAGAUCUCGUCACAGGCCCAUACCGUAAGGAGUAUCUAUGUUGA